CUGGAAAAAAGUGUCCGCCGACUGCGGGAGAAGUUCUACGGGAAGGUGACCAUCAAAGAUGCGGUGAUCCUGAUGCGGAGGUUCAGUAACAAUCACGAUAUGGCCUGCAAGCGCAUCAUUCUUUGCAAGGAUCAGAUGGAAGAUACAGAUCCGGAAGAAGAGGAAGACCUGGCAGAUGAUCCGGUGGCUUUGAAAGUGAUAGACAAACUGAAGAAAGAAGAGGAGCAGAAGAAACAGAAACCAAAGAACGACCCUAGAAAUGAAGACAAAAUCCAGGAGGUCGCUCAGCAGCUGAAAAGGCUGCCUCUGACGGAGAAGAACUUGCGCAUGUUCAACAACGCCCAAAACAACCUCAUCCCUCCAUCAGACUGCCAGUUUUCUUGCCGGCCCUGCGAUAGUAUGUGGUGGCGUCGCGUCCCAAAGCGGAAACAGGUUUCCCGUUGCCAUCGGUGUGGGACCCGCUAUGACCCAGUGCCAGCCGACAAGAUGUGGGGCACCGCCGAGUUCCACUGCCCUAACUGCGGACACACCUUCAAGGGCCUAGCUCAGAUGGGGACCCCGUCUCCCUGUUACAUUUGCCGUUCCCCCGUCUACCCGAGCCACAUCAUCUCACCUCGCAAGGUCCCGGGACCGCGGACCAGGCAACCCCAUUCUUGCUUCGCAGAGGAUUGUUAUAACCGCAGAGAGCCCCACGUUCCAGGCACCCACUGCGUGCACCCUCGAAGCCGGUCGAGGAGGGGCUUGCCCAAAGUCAUCCACCCCUGCCAAGAGCACGCCAGCACGGGCUCCACCGUGGCCACCUGCUUGAGCCAGGGCAGCCUGGCCCAAUUCGACAUCGACAAGCUCAUUUUGGAAGACCUGCAGGAGGAGGACGAAGAGGACGACGGGGGCAGCAGCAAUUAACCCCUACGCGUGAUGGAGGGGCAUACCAGAUUACAUCCCGGUGCCAGCAGCGGGGGCAAGAGGGAGUCUGCCUGCCGUUUGCCAAGCCACGGUUGUAGUACUGUGCACGGAUCCUCCUCCAUUGUCUCUUUUUCUGCGGACCAUUCCUGGGCCAACGACUGGCUUUGCACUAUGCCCUUUUCUCCCGCUCUGGCCCGAUUUUGCUUUUGUUGUCUCGCGUUGGUCUCUGCUCUGGGGAGGGCCUCUCCCAGCCUCAUUCUCCAAGUGUCGUAGUCUCUUCUAAGAAGAUGGGAAGUGUAGUUUCCCAGGGAUCUCCCAGAGAAUUCCUGGGAAUGUGGGGGGCGGAGCCCGGGGAAGGCGGGAUUUAGAGAGGAGAAGAGGACUUCAGGGGGAACAAUGCCAUAGAGUCCACCUUCCAAAGAAGCUGUUAUCUCCAGGGGAACUAAUCUCUUAGAGGGAGCCCUGCCUGUGACCAGUGUCCAUUCUCAGAGCUCACAGUCCCGAUUUUGAGAGCCCACCUCCCUGACUCCUGACCAGCUGUAUGCGAAUCUUUCCAAAGAACCCCGCGCUUAGCGUCUGUUCCUUCCCAGUGCUGCUCUUUGGAAGCUGUAUCGGCGCCUACCUUACGGGUGAAAACUGUGCCUUACUUUGGCGAAGGUCUGUCUUGUGUUAGAACCUGGCCUCCAGGCUGAAAGCGUCUCAGUUCCGCAUGAUUGUUUUCCUGUAACUCGUUUGUGGUCAUGUGUUUUCUAUCAAUUGUGAAUGUAUUAGGUAAGCUACCGACCUUACUGUUUCCCCCGGGGUGUGUUCGAUGACAAUUAAAAAUUACUCUUUUUU
This is a messenger RNA of Gekko japonicus, 1740 nucleotides long. RefSeq names its product chromosome unknown open reading frame, human C19orf66 (gene SHFL). The record is from RefSeq and is a predicted model, not a curated record. Gene Ontology annotation, molecular function: ribosome binding; sequence-specific mRNA binding. The annotation marks the transcript as partial. Gene Ontology annotation, biological process: innate immune response; viral translational frameshifting. Lineage: Eukaryota; Metazoa; Chordata; Lepidosauria; Squamata; Gekkonidae. The transcript is spliced from 8 exons.